UUUCAGUACCGGGCAAUGACAAUAAACUUCAUGUCUAAUACUGCUUUCUGUCACAGCUUUGGAUUAAAGAUUUAUUUUCAAAUAUCUAUCAAAAUUAAUAAGCUUUUUAAUGUUCACAGUUUAUCAGGAUGUCCCAGAGCUACUUCAGCAAUGAAGAAAGCAAAGCUGUCUGGAGAACAAAUGCUAACAAUAAAGCAGCGGGCCAGUAAUGGUAUAGAAAAUGAUGAAGAAAUUAAACAGUUAGAUGAAGAAAUCAAAGAACUAAAUGAAUCCAACUCCCAGAUGGAAGCUGACAUGAUUAAACUCAGAACUCAGGUAACAAUUACCACAAUGGAGAGCAACCUGAAGACGAUAGAAGAGGAGAACAAAGUAAUUGAACAGCAAAAUGAGUCUCUUCUUCAUGAAUUGGCCAAUUUAAGCCAGUCUUUAAUUCAUAGUCUAGCUAAUAUCCAGCUGCCACAUAUGGAACCAAUCAAUGAACAAAAUUUUGAUGCUUACGUGACCACUUUGACGGACAUGUAUACAAAUCAAGAUCGUUAUCAGAGUCCAGAAAAUAAAGCCCUACUGGAAAAUAUAAAGCAGGCUGUGAGAGGAAUUCAGGUCUGAACAGCUGCUAUAGUGGUGAAAGUCUUGCUUAAAAAAAGGAUGCCUCUUGUUUUUUGCUGCUGUAAUUUACCAGAAAGUGUUAUAUAUUUAUUUCUGUUUGAAACAGUGUUAUGCUUACAAGACUUCAUAAUGAUUUUAUGUCUUGCUUUAAAGAUAGUAACUGCAGAAUAGUUUUUUGAAUACAUUCACAUUUUGUACGUUUUCAUAUAAGCUGACAUAGUGUGAUAUGCCAUGUAAUGUUUAUAGCUGCUAAUGUAUGCACAUUUUUGGGGUAUAUAUAUUUCUGAAGAGGUAAGCUGAUCAAAAUAAAUAGAGUGUAAAUUCUUUUUAAUGCUUUAGUGAUUAAAUGUUUUAGUAUUUUGAACUGAAAUGGACAAAAAAAAAAAACAGCUUUGAAUGACAAUGUUGCGGUCUGCAGCCACUUUUUAAACACUAUCAUUUUGCCUCAUGUUGGAGGAUUUUAUGGGAUUUAAGAAAUACAUUUUGUGUGCAUAUUGUUUCAUAGCAAGAAUUGGUUGCAAAAAUGCUUUAUUUUUGAACAAUGCUUGAAAAUAUUAUGUGACUUUUGUUUUUGGAGGAUGGUGUGUGGUGGGGGCAAUAAAAUGAGGUUUUUUGAAUUCCAAGAAAAUGGCAUGGAUUAGAUGUAAGAUACAAAAUGGGUAAUUUAUUGUAAGACAACAUCAAGCCAUGGAAACUUGACAGAAGAUUCAAAGCAGCUUAAACAGCACUUUUUAAUUAACUUCUAAGCAUUACAUGGUAUGAAUAUGGGAACUUCCAUUAUGAAAAGAACUAUAUCAGAGGUGGACAACGUGAAGAUUUCAGCUUUUAUUUUGAAAUAAACUUUGGAGCCAACAUUCUCAUACCUCUGCUGGACUGCUAGUGCCCCUCUGAAUUAUCUGUUAUAGCAAUGUAGUUCAUCUUUCAGAAAUUCUGUAUUUCCAAUUCAAGAUGGAGGACAAUAUUUUAAAAUUAAUAUUGCCUUUUCACAUCUUCAGUUUUGGGAUAAACACAAAUGAUCUGCUUCUGUUAGCAUUACUGAACUGCAUUCACUGCUCUCUGUAGUGGGAAUGCAGUUCAGUAAAGACUUUUCCUUUUGUUUGGCCAAGCAUUUGAUCCCAUUUUUAAUAUUUCAACAUUUAUGUUUUGCUUUUAGUUGGAGAACAAUCAUUACUGCAGCAUUCACACAUGCUUUGUAUUCGUUCUACUAUUACCUAUUGCAAAAAUGAAUGCAAUCAAAUUUUUAAUGUAACUAAAUAUACUUCGGCACUUUUUUUUUGCUUUAAACUGGAUCAUUUUAAGAUAAAACUUAUUUGUAUCUUCAAGAUUUGAUUGUUUUCUUCAAAAUGACUGCACUAUAUGUAUGCAUAAGACCACUUUUUAUUACUACAUUUUUCUUUUUUUAAGUAGUAAAUUUGGUGACGUGUUGUGUUUUACGGAUGUUGAAUUUAUUUAAAUUUGAUAGCAUAUCUUUUUCCUUCCAUGUCUUGAUGUUAUGCAGAAAGUACAAAAGUACUUUAAAAUUUUGUUAUGAAAAAGAUGGAUUUUGUAAAAAAUAAAAAUAUUUUUAGCAGAACAGGACUUACAGGGUCAUUGUCCCCACAAUGUGCCAGUUGACUAUUUGCACUUACCUUGCCCUAUAUAUCCAUACGGAGGUGUGCAAUUUCUUGUGUCAUUAGCCUUGUGACACUAAACUAGAACAAAUUAUAGUGGAAGCCAUUAUGGCCAAUCCAGUAAUAUUGCUAAGGGAGACUACAGGGAUCUCACAACAAAUAUUCUGAUACAAUACUCAACCUCGGUAUAUAUAUAUAUGUAUAAAUAUAUGUAUAUCCCAGCGGCACUUUAUACUAUUCACUGUACAAAAGCUUACAGUUUUCCACGAGGACUUUAAUAACUAGCUGGGAAAAGAUUAUGUAAUUACUUUGGGGCUCUGCAGUAUCUUAUCUGUACAGUGCCCUUUUUCUGUUGUGCUAUUAGUUGUAGCUGCCAUGCUCAGAAUUGCCUUUUUGAGAGCUGAAGCAAGGUGCUUGUUGUUCACCUUCUGCCAUAUAUAUUGUACUUUUGCCCUAGCCUCCUUUUAGGGCUUUCAUUGUUCAUAAUGGCAUAUGCAUUUUUCCACUGCAUUGUGUCUGCAGCUUCUUUGCCAGUAUAGUAAUGCUUUCAGUAGAGUAAUAGAUAGUAUCAGUUUUGGAUUCUUAUUGUUAUCACCUAUGUACAAUGGAAAGGGAUUUUAAGCACAAAUCUGCUGCUCAUCUAAUGUUGGUACAUAAUAUCAAAUCAAAAGUUAUCUGUGACUAUUAUAUAGGGAUCACAAAAGUGUCACAUAUUAGAAUGCUGACCUUUCAUAUGAAAUUAUUGUGAGUCAUCAGAGUUUAUUUAUUAUAACUUAUUGUUCAUAUUCAUUUCUAAGUUAAUUUAAGUAAUCAUUUAUUAAGACAGAAUUUUGUAUAAACUAUUUAUUGUGCUCUCUGUGGAACUGAAGUUUGAUUUAUUUUUGUACUACACGGCAUGGAUUUGUUGACAUUUUAAUUUUGCUAUAAAUGUGUGGAAUCACAAGUUGCUGUGAGACUUCAUUUUUAAAUUGUGAACUUUGUACAAAUUUUGUCAUGCUGGAUGUUAACACAUCUUACUCUAAAUAAAUAAAAAAAUGUGUU
Meleagris gallopavo (turkey) is the source of this 3257-nucleotide messenger RNA. The record is from RefSeq and is a predicted model, not a curated record. NCBI's taxonomy places the organism in Eukaryota, Metazoa, Chordata, Aves, Galliformes, Phasianidae.